Messenger RNA from Emericellopsis cladophorae, 453 nucleotides. RefSeq lists its product as uncharacterized. The transcript has 2 exons. Bases 1 to 453 code for a protein of 150 amino acids. The record is from RefSeq and is a predicted model, not a curated record. Lineage: Eukaryota; Fungi; Ascomycota; Sordariomycetes; Hypocreales; Bionectriaceae.
AUGGCUCUCACAAGCCUAGUCACCACCGCUCUUCUGUGGCCCUUUGGCUUCUCGUCCGCGGCCAUCCAAGCGCCAAAUCCCCCCAUCCUCAGGGAACUAGGCUCUCUCCCGGCGCCAGGUUUCUUCGAGAACAUGGCCAUCCGCCCCUCCACGUCCUCGGUCCUCGCCACGCGACUCACCGGCGGCCCAGAAGCGUACAUUGUCAAGAACCCGGGGUCCUCCGCGCCUGACUUGGACGUCCUCCUCGGCAUUGACCAGAUCAUCCCCGACGAAGCGGCCAGCGCGGGCGGGGAGCGUGUCUACGUUAUCGCGCAUCUCGGCUCCCUCUUGGCGGACACUGGCCUCCUGAACGACCUUGGCGCCGUGCCCAGUGGCGUCCUGACCGCCGACUCGGUCCGCAGCCGCGUCUCCUUCUACAACUUGACGGACAACAGCUUCACCGCAUCGCCCUGA